AUGAGGUUCAAAUUCCCUGAUGAAGAUAUCAUGAACUUGAACAACGAAAAGGUCAUAGGUGACGAUGAAAGUCCUGAACCAGGAGCUCGAUGGAAGCUCAUGUUCAAUGGCGCAUUAAAUUCCCUGGGGCACGGGAUCAGAGUUAUUCUAAUCUUGUCAAGGGAUGAUUAUACUCCCUUUACGACAGGUUUAUGCUUUGAUUACACGAACAAUUUGGCUGAAUACGAACCGUGCAUCAUGGGAAUUGAAGUUACUAUUGACCUUAAAAUCAAAAUCGUGGAUGUAUAUGGAGAUUCAACAUUAGUUAUUUACCAAGGGAAAGGAGAUUGGGGAACUUGUCAUCCUAAGUUGACCCCGUAUCGUGCUCAUGUCGUGGAAUUGAUGAAGUACGUUGAAGAAAUUACCUUUCAUCAUAUUCUGAGAGAGGAAAACCAGGUCACUGAGGAUAUGGCUACAUUAGCGUCAAUGUACCAAGUAAGAUUCCACAAUGAAGCUUUGAUCAUUAUAAUAGAUCGUAAAGAUGAACCAACAUAUUAUCAACCAGUUGAAGAGGAAGCCGAUGGAAAAUCAUGGUUCCAUAACAUCAAAUGCUAUCUUCAAAAGCAAAAGUACCUUGCAAAUGCUUCAGCCAUGGAUAAGAAAACUUUGAGAAAGUUAGUAUCCAAAAAGAUUAUGAGCUUAAAGUGUAAAUUUGACACUUAUGACACGUUUUGGCAUAGCAAAAAUAAUCAGUUUUAUGUUAUUAUAAGAGCUUAA
Messenger RNA from Lathyrus oleraceus (garden pea), 756 nucleotides. RefSeq lists its product as uncharacterized. The transcript has a single exon. Gene Ontology annotation, molecular function: nucleic acid binding; RNA-DNA hybrid ribonuclease activity. The record is from RefSeq and is a predicted model, not a curated record. The coding region runs from base 1 to 756 and encodes 251 amino acids. Lineage: Eukaryota; Viridiplantae; Streptophyta; Magnoliopsida; Fabales; Fabaceae.